This is a messenger RNA of Cinara cedri, 4827 nucleotides long. Lineage: Eukaryota; Metazoa; Arthropoda; Insecta; Hemiptera; Aphididae. The record is from the annotation of a GenBank genome assembly.
AUCGAUAUUUUCACCACUAGCCAGAACUUGAAAUGUUUUACUUCGACUUGGCCAUUUAAAUUUAAUAUUCUGAAUAGUGAAUACUUAUAUUUAAUUUGUACAUCCGUUUUAUUGAAUUUGUUAAUAUGGCUGGUUUAGGUCUUGCGGAGAUGUGGACCGUUCGUUUAUUAAAACAACCCUUUACUCAGGUCAGUAAAAUUAUUUACAUUGUAACUAAAUACAUACAUGCAAUAUGAUGCAAUUUCACCUUGUAAACAUCAUUAUUUUACUUUUACAGCAAAUUAAGCAGUUCCACAUUUCAACCGCUUUAGCAGCAUCUGAGACCGUUACUCAAGAAAAAGCACCAAAAAUCAAAACUGUACAAGUGUACAGAUGGAAUCCAGAAACUCCCGAGGUCAAGCCUAAAAUGCAAGAAUACAAGAUUGAUUUGAAUUCGUAAGUACUUAGGUAUUUAUUACCAACAUUUAAAUAAUGGUUAGACCUAGUACGUUUCUAGAAGCAAGUGUAAGACACAAGUGUUGAGCGUGUCAAAUUUCUGCUUAAUAAAUAUUUUUUAAAUCGGCUUGACAAUCCGAAAAUUCAAUACCUGUUAUAAAUACAUACUAUAAUAUCUACAGAAAUUAAAAUUUAAGAGAAUUACCCUUGGAAUGGUAUAAUUAUUACUUUGGUAUUAUUAAUUAGGUGUAUAAUAUUAUGUGCUUAAUAUUUUUAUAUAGUGGUUAAAUAAGUGAUUCUUUGUUAUGAUUUGACCAAUUAAGGUAAAAUAAGUUUCAUAGCUGAAUGUAUAAAACGCCAUUGUGGUUUCAAAGUCAUUGUUAACAUAUUUUUAUUAUGCAAUCCAUAACUUAAAAGUAAAAUAAUUAUCUAUUCUUAGAAGAAUGUAUACUUUGAGCCAAUUCAUAACAGAUACACAAUUCACAUAAGUAUUUUACAUUUUCCUUCUUUUUUUUUUUUUCUGGACACAGUUUAAUUAACCCAGUAGUUUAUACAUAUAAUUGUGAUACACCAGAUAGUAUUGAUGUAAAAUCUUCAACUUCAUAUUUCAUAAUAAAUUGUUGACAAAUUUGAAUUCUUCAAUUAGAUUUUGGAUAAUAUUUUGUUGGCAAUAAUUAUAAUUUUAGUAUAAUAUUGUUUGUAAACUGUGUUUAUAAUUUUAUUUUAUUUUUAAUAGCUAAUUUAAUUCUAAAAUUCAGUCAAAUAGUAUUUUUUCUGUUUGAUAUUGAUUUAUUGUUUUUUUACAGUUGUGGUCCUAUGGUUCUGGAUGCUUUGAUUAAAAUCAAAAAUGGUGAGGAUUCAACAUUAACUUUUAGACGUUCUUGCCGUGAAGGUAUUUGUGGUUCUUGUGCUAUGAAUAUUGGUGGAGUUAAUACAUUAGCGUGUAUUAGGUUUGUAUUUAAUAUUUGAAAACAAAAUUUGUGUUGAUUUUUCAAAGUAUGUAAUCUAAUGUAUUCAAAACAAUUUUGUUUUAUUGUCUAGUGGUAUUAAUCCAGACUUGUCAAAACCAUUGAAAAUAUACCCGCUGCCUCACAUGUAUGUAGUUAAGGAUUUAGUGCCAGACAUGAAGUUGUUCUACAAACAAUAUGCUUCUAUUGAACCGUGGCUGCACACUGAUGUAACACCCAGUAAUAACAAAGAGCAUUUGCAACAUACACAAGACAGAGAGAAACUUGUAAACUAUUAAUAAAUACUACGGUUAUUUUUUAAAAAUUGAAUAUUUAAUUUUUUUAGGAUGGUUUAUAUGAAUGUAUUCUAUGUGCAUGUUGUUCUACCUCAUGCCCUUCAUACUGGUGGAAUUCAGAGAAAUACUUGGGACCAGCGGUACUCAUGCAGGUAAUUAUUUUAUUAUGUUUAAUUAUAUUUAAAAAAAAUUGCGAAUAUUAUUACUUGUAAACACUUAUUAACAUUAUAUAACUUAUUAACAUGGUGAUUAAAAUACCACAUAGAUACAACAUAUACAGUGUGAAAACGCUAACUGAGAACACUCAAUAAAUUUGCGUAGAGUCCUGCGAUUUGAAUUCUGCUUUUUGGUCAGUUGUUAUGACAUAAAAAUACACAUUUUUAUAGCCUUUGAAUUUUUUAAACUUAAUUAGACAUGCGCAUGCACAGUGCAACUUUUUUUUCUUAAAUAAUAACCACAAAUUAUUUUUUGUCUAAUUUUGUAAUGAAUUUUAGUAGUAGGACCAACUUUCUAAGUCCAAAAUUGACUAAGUUAUAGUAAUUCAACCAAAAUACACGCAAUUUACAGUUUUUUGACUGUAACUCUAAAAAUAAUUAUUUUAGGAUUGUUUAGGCUGACGUAAAUGCUGAACUAAAUCAGGUCGAUAUGGAUGUAUUUUAUAUUUUUUUAAAAUCUUACAAACUGCGGUAUGAGAUAUUCCAAGUUCUCUACCAACGUACCAUAUAGAAACUCCGGGAUUUGCUCUAACAUAGACUAAUAAUUGUUGCUCAACCUCUUCAUCUAAAGCAUCACCUCGUCUUUGUUGUUGAUUUUUGACCCUUUUAGAAAAUGACCCAUAGAUUCUAAGAUUCCUUUUUAAGUUAUAAAUAAAACUAUGGGCAGGAUGUUCUCUAUCUUAAGUAUUUAAUAAAAGAAACGAAAAUAAAUUAGAAAAUGAUGUAAACAAAAAUUAAAGAAAAUUCUAAAUCAUACCUGGGUAACGUUGAGCAUAAGUUUAUGCUGCACGGCGCGCAUUUUUUUGACACUCCCAAUAAAUAAAUAAAUAAAUAAAUAACAUCAACUUUUUGCGAAUGAUUCAUAUUGGUCACGGAAGUAAUGUACGUGUUUGAACGAUGAGAAAUAGUGAAAUGUUCAGCCACUUCAUUUAUUUAUCGUAUUUAAUUUUGUACCAAAUUGUCAUACAGAUAAAUGUUUACUCUAAGGUAGAUAUUACUUAAUGUUUAAUUUUAUAAUGACCAAUAAAAUACAAUAAGUAUUAGAUAACAUUUAUUUUCCAAUUUAAAAUAACAUAGGUUUAGAGAACAAUUUGAACAAUUUAUACGUUAAAUUAAUUAAUAACUAAAUAAACUUAUACAUCCUAAUAGAUCCAUUAAAUGUAAUGAAAUAAACAACAUACUUAUUUACGUUUUUUCUGCUAUAAGUUACCUCAAACACAAAUUACAGUGAAAAUUAAACAGCAAUUAAGUUUAUAAUUAUGUGGGAUUAUCAACUUAAUAAUUAGGGAUGAAAAUGUCAAGCCUAAACAAUCCUAGAAUAAUUAUUUUUAGAGUUACAGUCAAAAAACUGUAAAUCGCGUGUAUUUUGAUUGAAUUGCUAUAACUUAGUCAAUUUUGGACUUAGAAAGUUGGUUUAACUACUAAAAUUUAUUAAAAAAUAAUUUGUGGUUACCAUUUAAGAAAAAAAAGUUGCAUUGCGCAUGCACAUGUCUAAUUAAGUUGAAAAAAUUCAAAGGCCAAAUGUGUAUUUUUAUGUCAUAACAACUGACCAAAAAACAGAAUUCAAAUCGCAGGAUUCUAUGUAAAUUUAUUGAGUGUUCUCAGUUAGCGUUUCCACACUAUAUAUAUUAGCCUAUUCAAUUAUUUUCUAUGAGAUGUGAUUUUCAUAGUAAUUUUCAAUUUUCAUGAGCUAAGUGACUGAAUCAAUCAAACAAGAAACACCAGUUACUUGAAUAUAUACCAUAUUUCAAUGUCAAAUUCAAUUACGAUUUAUACAAUUGUCUUUGCUGGAUACUAAAACAGAAUAAUAUUGAUACUUAAAAUGAAAAACCUUAUUCAGUAGAUAACCGAUUACAUUUUUGUUUAUCUUCAAAUGUCAUUUUAAUUAUUUAUAAUUUAAAUGGACAACCCCAAUUACAAUAAUGGUAUCAUACGUGAAAUACAUUAAUAAAUGUGUACAUUACUUAAUAUUAUAUGAAGAUCAAUUUAAAUUUAAGUGAUUAAAGGUUAAACUACUAAGAUAUAUCAUUAAAAAAAUCAAAUUAAUUAUAUAUAAAAAUAUCAAUAUAACAAUUAUUUACAGGUUGCAUGAAUCUAAUUAUAGGAAAAUUCUUGCUUUAUAAAGAACACUAAAAUUGCACAUAGUAUCAACCUGUUUGGUUGUAUAACCCGGAACUAAAAACAUUGUUUUUGAAAACAGAUCGAAGCAGUAAAUACAUUUUUUCAAUAAUUUAUGAAUAAAACAAAUAUCUUGGUUUUUCUUCUAAUUUUUAGAGUGCCAGAUUUAAGUAUAACAAUAUACUAGGUUGAUGAGUGAGGUUGUUAAUUAUUAUAUUAAAAAUAAGUUAAGCUACCUUAUAUUGUAAUUUUAACACUACAAUAUUUCUUAUCUUGACUAUGACCGAGUUUAUAACUUAUACCAAUAUUAUUAAAGUUAUACUUAGUCAAUAUUAAAAUUUAAUCUAUCUUAUUUUUAACCUUAGGCAUACCGUUGGAUCAUUGACUCUAGAGAUAAAGCUACAGCAGAACGAUUGGACAAAAUGAGAGAUCCCUUUUCUGUUUUUCGUUGCCACACUAUUAUGAAUUGUACUAAAACAUGCCCAAAAGUAAGUCAUAUUUGUUUAUUUAUAUCCAUAUUAAUUAUUAACAUUAUAUGAUACAAAAUUUUAUAGGGUUUGAAUCCUGGUAGAGCUAUUGCUCGUAUCAAGGGUCUUCUUUCUGGGGUGACCAGCAAGGAAGAACCAAAAGCUAUUGCACAAUAAAAUUGUAAUAUUAUUGUUUUUUAGUAUUUUUUAAGCGUUCAAAUUUAAGUGAACACUUUGUAACCUGGUAAUAACACCUUGCUAAAUUUUAUCUAGAUUUAGGCACUGGAAAUAUGUAAUAGUUAAUUUAAACUUAUUUUUAAAAAAUAAAAUUAUAUUAAAUUUUAUUAUG